This is a messenger RNA of Rhizoctonia solani, 4581 nucleotides long. Its product is annotated as peptidase C14. The coding region runs from base 1 to 4581 and encodes 1526 amino acids. Gene Ontology annotation, molecular function: protein binding. NCBI's taxonomy places the organism in Eukaryota, Fungi, Basidiomycota, Agaricomycetes, Cantharellales, Ceratobasidiaceae. The transcript has 6 exons. The record is from RefSeq and is a predicted model, not a curated record.
AUGGAUUCGCCGGAUAAAGGGACAGGCCUUCGCGCCUACUUCAGGCGCAAGAAAAACAAAAUCGUAGCAAAAUUCGCGUCCUCCAACCCACCGAAUCCUUCCCCUUCUACACCUCCCAUUCACCCCGAUACUCAGCCUUUGCCCGCGGAACCGGCUGCCUCUCAGUCGCGUUCCACUACUGGUGAUGUGGAACCCUCCAACGUCCCAUCGCGAUGCUCAGACACGGAUCAAUUGCCGGUCGUGAUUUAUCGACUCGAAGGCACCGACGCGGCCACAGGCACCACGACCGUCAGAGUUCCUCGGCCUAUCACUCCUAUGCCUUCAGCCAUACAAGCCCUGACCAGUACGCUGAAAACAUUGCAUAGCGCGGCACAGAUUUUUCCGCCUCUACAAGCUGCGAUUGGAGGACUUUUAGCCUCCGUCGAGCACAUGGAGCUGAGCUCUAACAAUUGUACCGAAAUGGAGGCACUGGCAGCACGACUAUCAUCGCUCGCCGAGUGGCUCCAACAGCAUAAACAAGAGGCCAAGUCGACAGAGGUUUCGGAGUUCCUCGAAGGGAUCACAACGUCAAUGGAAAAGCAAGUGGCGGCCAUCCGCAGCAAGCAGAACGACCGAACAGCAAGACACCUCAGGAAUGCAGAACGGGAUGAAGAAGAGAUACUACAAGCGUACAGGGACAUAGCUGACAUCCUGGAGAAGAUCAAGACUGAAGCAAGCCUGAAAACGUGGGAUGCACUCGAAACACAGCGCAUGGACUCUCGCCUCGCCGGUUUGUCACCUGUAGACUCGGCGAUCUACAACUCGCUGCUGUCCCAUGAUGUGAACCGCAGAGCAUGCACGCAGAACACUCGGUCGAAGAUCUUGCUCGAGCUCGACCAGUGGUCGGUCGAUCGGACCAAGCCUAAUGUCUUCUGGAUGAACGGAAUGGCCGGCACAGGCAAGACCACCAUCGCAUACACCUUUGCCCAGUCUCUCAAGGCCCGCAGGGUGCUUGGCGCCAGCUUCUUUUGCACGCGUACGUCGGACGAAUGUCGGGAUGUGGGCAGAAUCAUACCGACUAUCGCCCAUCAGCUUGCGCUUUACUCGCCUUCCUUUCGACCGGCACUGUUGCGGGUGUUGGAGCAGGAGCCGAACAUCAAGUCACAGUCGAUCGAUACUCAGUGUGAGCGACUGAUCAAGGAGCCACUAUCAAAAGCGAAGAGCGGAAUGACCAAAGGGCUUGUGGUCGUAAUCGAUGCGCUCGACGAAUGCAGCAACGCGAAUGGCGUGCGAACCAUCCUGGACGUACUUUUCAGAGUCACUCCCAGCCUGCCUCUCAAGUUCUUUGUCACCAGCAGACCCGAGCCGGACAUCCGCCAAAGGAUCGAGGCGCAGUCUGACCGCAACCGGUCGAUGUGCGUGCUACACGAGAUUGAAAAGUCGUUGGUGGAAGCAGACAUCGAGCUAUACCUUCGUGACGAACUUCGCAACGGCGUCUCUGAGCAUGAUCUGAUCAAACUCGCCAAGCUGUCUGGUAACCUGUUCAUCUAUGCGGCCACCGCAAUUCGGUAUAUUCGAAGAAGAGGCACCAUGGUAGAUCAAGAUCGGCUUGGGGCCAUUCUGAACUCGUCUUCCAAGUCGGCCAACCGACACGCAGACAUUGACAAGCUAUAUGCUACUAUUCUGGGUGCGGCAGUCCACGACUCGAACCUGGAUCAGGAGGAGCAAGACCAGACACUGGCAAUAGUUUGGACAGCGAUUUGCGCACGAGAGCCGAUCGACGUCGAUACGCUUGGAGCUCUGACGGGGAUCAAGGCGGCAAAGGCUCACAUACUGCUCCAGUCUCUAUAUUCGGUGCUGCACGUGUCACAAGCGACUGGGACGAUCACUACGCUACAUGCAUCGUUCCCCGACUAUAUGUUCGACAAGGCACGGUCGAUCAAGUUCUACUGCGACGAAGCAAAGCACAGUCAGAUGCUCGCGGAACGGUGCUUCGAGGUGAUGCAAGACCAGCUGCGAUUCAACAUCUGUGGCCUAGAGACAUCGUUUAUACCCGAUAGCAAAGUGCAAGACCUGGAAGAUCGGAUAGCAAGGUCAAUCUCGCCAACGCUGGCGUACGUAGCGCACCACUGGGGAGACCAUGUGGUCAAGAGCACGCCAUGUGAGAUGGUGCGGAAAGGGCUGGAAGAGCUGCUGUCAUACCGGCUGUUGUUCUGGAUGGAGAUAGUGAGCCUGAAGCGUGCGCUGGACAAAGGGAUAGGCAUGCUGUUUGCACUCAAGUCUUGGCUGACAGCCGAAGACGCAUCAUCAGAUGUGAGCAAGCUGCUGAACGACUCGUGGAUGUUUGUGUCAAAGUAUGCUGCGGGAUCUGUUUCAGAGUCGACGCCGCACAUCUACAUCUCGGCAUUGGCAUUUUGCCAUCACUCAAGCUUGGUAUACGAGCGGUACUGGGGUCGUACUCGGGGGCUUCUGAGGCUGGAAGGGUCUGCAAUGGAACAAAGUCAAACGGCACUGCUUGCGACAUGGCAGAUGCCCUUAGAGCCCCUCUCACUUGCAUUCUCUCCUGAUGGGUCUCGAUUUGCAAUUGGAUUUAGCAAUGGCACAGUACAUAUAUUUCAUGCGCACAAUGGAACACUGGCUCUUGGCCCCCUCAAAGGACACACCAGUUGGGUCAGAUCCAUAGCAUAUUCCCCCGACGGACUGCUGCUUGUCUCUGGCUCUGGCUCUUACGACGCUACAAUACUUGUGCGAGACGCGCAGACAGGCAGUUGCAUAUAUGACGUCAUCAAGGGGCAUGAAAGCGCAGUGGCGUCAGUAUCGUUCUCACCCAAUGGCAAGCAAAUCCUCUCAGGGUCCAAUGACCGGACAACGCGGAUGUGGGACAGUGGCAAUGGCAGUCUGAUACCCAACUCCAUCAAACGCCAUCCUCAUGAAGUCAACUGCACGGCAUUCUCUCCUGAUGGCAAGCUUAUCGCAUGUUGUUUGUAUAGCAACGAGUGUCCCAUUGUUGUUUAUGACGCAUCCACCAGCAAGUCUCUCCCUUUUUCAUUCGACGCUCAUCAAUCCUCAGUCCAUUCAAUCGCCUUUUCACCAGACAGCAAGCACCUUGUCACUGGCCAUUGGUCUGGUGAACUGCGCGUCUGGAGUCUACAGGAUGGCACCGCCACACACUCCCCACCCAAAGUACACAACCGCACAAUCACAUCCAUUGGGUUCUCGCCACCCGGAGACAAACUCGUCACUGGCUCUGAAGAUAGGUGCGUGUAUAUAUGGGAUGUAGAGAACGGCUACUCCAACCCUUGCCUACUUGGCACACACGACCAUUAUGUUCUCUCCGCUGCGUUCUCACCCGACGGCACACGAAUCGCAUCAUGCUCAUAUGACUGCACCGUCAAGAUGUGGAACGCACCGCACCCGACAUCAUCUCACACCCCACACUCCAACGCACCAACCAAGGGUGUCUACUCGGUUGCCAUCUCGCCUGAUGGCUCACGCAUCGCCGCAGCGGGUCGUGACAAAGCGAUUUACAUGUUCAACACACACGAUGGCACUCCCGCUCUCCAGCCACUUGUCGCACACAGGGACACCAUCUUCUCGGUGGCGUUCUCACUCGACGGCAGGUACCUUAUUUCCGGUGGCAACGACAAAUGCAUAUGUCUAUGGGAUGCCACAAGCGGCAAUCUGCUAUCCGGUCCACUUCGAGGGCAUGAAGAUAUGAUAUGGUCAGUGUCGUUCUCACCCGAUAGCAGGCACGUUGUUUCUGCCUCGUCGGACAUGACCAUACGCGUGUGGGAUGUGGGUGAUGGGACUCUGACGCCCACAGACCUUGCUGGAACGCACGACGAUCAGGUCUACUCAGCGGCAUUCUCCCCCGACGGCAAGCAUAUCGUUUCUGGGUGUGAUGAUGAGAACCUCCGGAUGUGGGAGUCGCAGACGCUAUCACUCGUGUUCGAUCCGUUUGGGUCGCAGCAUCAUGAAGGGGGUAUUCGGUCGGUGACAAUCUUGCCUGAUGGCAGACUCAUUGCUGCUGGGUCCUGGGAUGGCGCGAUUUGCAUCUUCGACUCGCGCAGUGGCAAGUUGGUCCUCGGUCCUCUCAAGGCACAUCAGGAUAGCGUGAGGUCAGUUGUGUUCACACCCGACAGCAAUCACAUCGUAUCUGGCUCGGACGAUCGAAGCGUUCGAGUGUGGAGAGCGGAAGAUGGGGCUCCUGCAUGUGAGCCACUUCAAGGACAUCAACGUGGCAUCAACUCGGUGGCAUGUUCGCCCGACGGUGCAUACAUCGUGUCAGGCUCGGAUGACGCAACGAUUCGAGUAUGGAAGGCACCAGGAAGGGGCACUGUAUCCGACAUAUCCCGAUCUGCCUCUUCGAGCUCAGACCAGAGGAAGCCCCAUGGUGCGAUUGCCGGUGGACUGACGAUCGAUAGGGAUGGGUGGGCACGCAACCGCGACUCGCAGCUAGUUUUCUGGGUUCCAUCGGAUAUGACCAUGCUCUUUCCUUGCCUCGAGACCGUUUACAACAUCGGGUCUGAAGGCACGCUUCGAGCGGAUUAUAGGGAGUUUUUGGUGCUUGGGGACGAGUGGCACCAAUGCUUUGUUGGCUGA